UAUAAUUAAUUUAUUGUCUUAUCACACCAUUUGUGAGGAAGAGCGGCGUUGAUGGAGUGCGAGAGGGCGACACGUCGUGAGGAGUUGCGUGGGUUGAGGAGUCUUCUCACAGUCACUGUUCGUGGGUUGACGGUGAAGGAGUAGAAUUUUUGCGAGCAUCAUCGAUUCCCCAUCGCGUCUCUCUCACUCUCUGGCAGGAAAUGAAAGGCACUUUGCAGGCAGCGAUUGCGACUUGCCUUCUGGCCAUCGCGACCGCUCAGCAGGGAUGCGAUUACAGGCAAACACUCGUGGCCGGAAGGAGUUACGACGUCUUUUCGCCAGGAUAUCCACAGCGGUACAGAGGAGAGCAGAAUUGUCGCUGGACAGCCGUGGCUCCGGCCGGAAUGAUCAUCCACAUUGACUGCAGAGUGAUGGAAUUGCCGACGAGCACCAAUUGCCGCAAUGACCGCGUCCUCGUGUCCCGAGAAGGACUGGCCAGUCUCUCGGGGGCGCUAUCCUUCUGCGGCACCACUCGCAUCAUCGAGCAGUCGGUGGGAAACACCUUGGUUGUGGGCUUCAGGAGUCCCAGGACGUCACUCGGCGGUCGAUUCUUGUGCAGUCUGACCGCAAGACCAUGCGAAUGCGGCCGGAGACGAACGUCUAGAAUUGUUGGCGGAACUGAAGCGGGUGUGAAUGAAUUUCCGAUGAUGGCAGGACUUGUGGACUCUCGGAUUAGAAGUGUGAUUUGCGGCGCUGUGAUAAUUUCCAACAGUCACGCCUUGACCGCUGCUCACUGCACCAGAAGUGUGGCCGUGACCAGAGCAGGGCUGCUGGUGGGAGAGCAUGACCUCAGCACCGGACUGGACACUCCCUUCACGCAACUCCUGACCGUCUCCCGCUACAUUGUGCAUCCCGGCUAUCUAGCCAACCCCAGUCGCAAUGACAUCGCGCUGGUGCAGCCUCGGACGCUUAUCUUCUUCAACGCCGGAGUGGCGCCAGUCUGCCUCCCCUUUCUCCAUAGCGCAAACACCUUUCAGGGCACUCGAGUCGAGGCCGCCGGUUGGGGAACACUCGAGUAUGGAGGACCACGAAGCAAUCGCCUGCAGCGAGUUACGCUCGACGUGGUGGCGAAUUCGGUGUGCACCUCAAGACUCAACAAUCCCAACAUUCUGACGUCCCACUUGUGCACCUUCACGCCGGGCAGAGACACUUGUCAGUACGAUUCCGGAGGACCACUCAUGUGGACGAAUCCUCGCAACGGACUGCUGUACCUCACUUCGCUGGCCAGCUUCGGCUCACAGUGCGCAACCACACCGUCCGUGAAUACCCGGGUCACGAGCUUCCUGACCUGGAUCCGACAGAACACGCCCGGCGUCCAGUAUUGCACACUUUAGGCACGCCCGGAAGCGAUGCACGAGACAUCCAUCGCGGCAUUUGUAUGCGGAUGCAUUGGGCAUCAUCCUGAGACAUCCUGGGACAUUGUGAGUUAUUUGUGAAAAUUUGAA
Molecule: messenger RNA, 1484 nt
Organism: Phlebotomus argentipes
Lineage: Eukaryota; Metazoa; Arthropoda; Insecta; Diptera; Psychodidae
Product: venom serine protease 34-like
Exons: 7
Coding region: 201-1373 (390 amino acids)
Biological process (GO): proteolysis
Molecular function (GO): serine-type endopeptidase activity
Source: RefSeq, a predicted model, not a curated record